Molecule: messenger RNA, 2091 nt
Organism: Talaromyces atroroseus
Lineage: Eukaryota; Fungi; Ascomycota; Eurotiomycetes; Eurotiales; Trichocomaceae
Exons: 5
Coding region: 1-2091 (696 amino acids)
Biological process (GO): DNA-templated transcription
Cellular component (GO): nucleus
Molecular function (GO): DNA binding; DNA-binding transcription factor activity, RNA polymerase II-specific; zinc ion binding
Source: RefSeq, a predicted model, not a curated record
AUGUACGCAGAGAUAGCAGCGGCAGUCCAGGAACUCCACCUUGUCAACGAUGUAUUCGCGAAGGCCGCGAAUGCGUUCUGGGGUCUUCCAACCGGGGAGGACGGCGAAUUCACACAUAGAAGAAAUUCUGCAAUCUCGCGGUACUCAGAGCACGGAUCAUCUUUUCCAGUACCUCGCUUUCCAGUUUCAGAUCUCUACGUGAACCAUGCUGGCAAACCAUCCGAUCUCGUCAGCCCAGACGAUGAUGAUCACGACCCUGCAUCCAGUUCGGACAGCGCCAUUGAUUCCGGGGUGCCUCGGAAUCCCUCCGAUGCGUGGCAAUGCUUAACUGGAAUUGCGAAGCGAGGAGGCGAGACUGAGGGUGUGACCCCGACUUCACAAAGCCUCACUCACCAUGGGCCUCAUGAUUUGUAUGUCCGAGAUGGAGUGGCUGGUAAUUCACCCAAGGCUCCUGUUUCUACAGGGAUCCGAGGGUAUGAGCUAGUGAAAAAUGGCUCACUAGAUCCAGACUUGGUAUUCAACUUGAUAAAGCGAUACCAAGCACAUUUCCAUCCUUACCAACCGCUCGUUCCAAGACGAUACUUCCAUCGCGAGGCACUAGACACAUUUGCAGCCAGUGAGAAGCACUUGCUCACGGCCGUGCUCACUAUAGCUUCCAAAGAUUUAGUUGAUUUGCCUCACAUUCAUGAAUACUGUUCGAACUACAUGCACGAGUUAAUAUCUAGCAUUGCCGCUGGCGUUGAUUGUGAUGUGGAAGCAGUCGAGGCUUUGAUUCUGAUAGCAGAGUGGGAACCACAGGGCCUCCGCCCGAACAUUGAACGUGUCGGAAGGGGCGAAGAGGAUCGCGCAGCGUGGAUGCAUGUAGGUCUUGCGCUACGUUCGGGCUAUUUUCUCGGAUUGGAGCGCACUUCUUUCAGAGGCGACCCCUCCGGAGACGACUGCGAUGCACGCAAGCGCCUGGCCUGGACUUCUUGCUACAUCUCGGAUAGACUAAUUUCUGUGAGAAUUGGAAGAGCCUUCUGGUCUCGAGGACCGGGUCCGAUGACUGGAUUUGUGAGCCAUGAUUUUCCUUCUUUGCAACCCGUCACAGAAGGAGACGAAGAUUAUGCCAAGAUCAUCCAGGCCACUCUGGAAUUGACGCAGUUAUACAACAAUGUGCAUGAAAUUUUGUACUCGGGAAUGCGGACGAGUAACCAAAUGAUGCUUAUGGGAGACUACAUCAAAUAUGCCGAUGAUUUUCGGACGGCAAUAUCUAGAUGGAAUCAGACAUGGGGAUGUCUAAACUGCUCGCCUCAUAUCAAGAUCACUCUCCAAAUGUCUUAUGAGUACUUAAGGCUCUAUACCAACGCCUUCGCGUUUCAAGCAGCCAUCUCUCAGGCGAUUGUGCGAAAGCCAGAUAUGGCUGAUCAACACCACCAAAGAGAACAUUUGAGGGGGACGUUCAGCAAUAUUGCCUCGAUGCCCGAUGCACGCUUUAUAUAUGAAUCGCUCGAAGCGGCAAAGACGUACCUAAACAUACUCGUUGGCUCGAUUAGCCCCGAGCAGCACUUGCGUUUCAUGCCGUCGCGUUAUUAUUUGUAUAGCAUUUAUGCGGCGGUGUUCUUGUACAAGGCCCGUUCUUUCGGUGUCAUGUCUCCAAAUGAAGAAGUCGAAGUCCGGGAACUGGUCUCACGAACCACCGAGACACUUUACCGCGCCAGCGCUGGGCCUGAUGACAUGGGCUCACGUUAUGCAAGACUUCUCGAGCUGCUAUGGAAGCCGUCGCGUUCUUCAGGAUCUGUAGCAUCAUCCGAGUCGCGACGUCGUAAUGAAAUUUCCAUUCCUAAUCUCGCGAACUCAAACACGAACUCGACACUGCCAGACGGACGUAGUAGCCAACAGCAGGCACACUUUGACCCGGCAAAUGACUUCUCUUGGCUUGAUUUGGGUGCUGUUGGCGAUUAUGUGUCUGGUGAUCAGAUGGCAGCGAGUAUUCUGGGAUUUGAUGGAGGCGGCUUGCAUGACAGUAGUAACAUAUACGGCACUGUUGGGCAGCAGCAACAGAUAUUGCAGACGCCCCUAUGGACGGGCGAUACCAGCCUGUUCUUUUGA